CCUACGGACGCAUGCUUGGAAGACAUGCGCUUUGCGGCAAAGUCCUCCUUUUCUCCACACACGCUUCUAAGCCUCGGCACAUCUCCUCACAUUGCUACUAACUACACUUUAUUCAUCCUCCGUGUCAGGAUAAACUCCACUCGUCUCAGCCACAUUUGGAGAUUAUUAGGCCCGCUUAGCUUGAUAGUUGUUUGAGUGCGCCAAUUAGCUUAGCAUGCUAGUUAGCUUAGCUUGUUAGCCGCUAACAAAGAGACGCGGAUUUGAUCAACACAUCGCUUAGUUAAGAUCAAGUGUGAGUGUAAAGUGUUGUGAUUGUGUGAAAAUGUGCGAAAGAACGAUAGAAAAGUAUGAGGAGGAACUUUGUUGUGUGAAAAUGUGCGAAAGAACGAUAGCAGAGUACAAAGAGGAACUUUCUCGUACAAAAGAAGAGAACGAGAGACUACGUCAACUAUUGGAGGCUGUUUUCAAGAAACCUCAAGUUGUGUUACACAGAACAGACGUCUGUGAAAAAUAUCGCCCACCUGAGCAGCAGGAGGGGUCCUCCAGUAUGGAGCAGAAGAAGUCACAGUACCUCCACGUGAAAGAAGAGGAGCCACAGCCCCCCUACUUUAAAGUGGAGGAAAAACAGCGGCUGUCCCCCCACUUCAUAAAGGAAGAGAAGAGACACCUCGUCAGUGUGAAGAGUGAAGAUGAUGAGGUCAAAGACAUCUGUGAAGAACAUCUUCACCCUGAGCAACAGAAGUGGAGCUUCAGGAUGCGGACAGAGGAGCCACAGCCCUCCCACAUUAAGAAGGAAGAGGAAUACCUUCAGAUCCCCCAUUUUAAAGAGGAAGAGGAGGACCCACUGAUACCCCUUUUAAAAGAGAAAUCGGUGAAGAGUGAAGAUGAUGAGGUGAAAGGUGAAAGUGAGGAGAGGGGAGGGGGGGAGCCUCCAAGCAGCAGCUCAACACAACACAUGACAACAGAAGCUGAUGGAGACCACUGUGGAGGAUCACAAGCAGACAAGCUCUUAGCUCCACUAUCAGAUAGUGAGGACACAACGUCACACUCUCCUGACACUGAUGAUGAAGACUCUAAAGAUGAUAAGACAUGUCACACUGACAACACUCACUUCACAUCUUCUCACUCUCACAAAACCUUUAAAUACCAUAGUUCUCUGAAAAGACACAUGAGAACACACACUGGAGAAAAACCUUUUUCUUGCUCAGAAUGUGGUAAAGGUUUUACACGAAGUCAACAUUUGAAAGUACACAUGAGAACACACACUGGAGAAAAACCUUUUUCUUGCUCAGAAUGUGGUAAAGGUUUUACACGAAGUCAACAUUUGAAAGUACACAUGAGAACACACACUAGUGAAAAACCUUUCUCUUGUUCAAUCUGUGGUAAAGGUUUUAGAGAAAGUCAACAUUUGAAAAGACACAUGAAAACACACACUGGUGAAAAACCUUUUUCCUGUUCAACCUGUGGUAAAAAUUAUACUCAAAGCCAUAAUUUGAAAACACACAUGAGAAUACACACUGGAGAAAAACCUUUUUCAUGUUCUAUCUGUGGUAAAGAUUUUACUAAGAGGCCACAUUUGAAAAGACACAUGAGAACACACACUGGAGAAAAACCUUUUUCAUGUUCAAUCUGUGGUAAAAAUUUUACUCGAAGGCAAAAUUUUAAAACACACAUGACAAUACACACUGGAGAAAAACCUUUUUUAUGUUCAAUUUGUGUCAAAAAUUUUACUCAAAGGCAAUCUUUGAAAAUACAUAUGAGAUUACACAAUGGAGAAAAAAAUGUUUCCUGCUCAGACUGUGGUAAAAGUAUUGUAAUAAAUCAAAGUUAAAAAUUACAUAUGAGAACACACACUGGAGAAAAACCUCUUUCAUGUUCAAUCUGUGGUAAAGAUUUUACUCGAAGGCAAAAUUUCAAAACACACAUGACAAUACACACUGGAGAAAAAACUUUUUCCUGCUCAUAACGUGGUAAAAAUUUUACUCGAAGGCAAAAUUUUAAACACACAUGACAAUACACACUGGAGAAAAACCUUGUUCCUUCUCAUAAUGUGGUAAAAGUUUUGUCAUAAGACAAAGUUUAAAAGUAAAAAUGAGAACACACGCUGGUGAAAAACCUUUCAUAUGUUCAGUAUGUUGUAAAAGUUAUAUAGAAAGACGACAAUUAAAAUUACACAUGAGAUCGCACUCUGGAGAAAACCCAUACUCCUGUUCAAGCUGCAAUAAAAGCUUUGGUCACCUAAACACUCUUACAGUGCAUAUAAGAACACACGCAGGUGAGAAAGUGUUGAGUUGUGGUGUGUGUGGUGAAAGAUUGUCUUCUAAGUACCAGUGUAAGAAACACAAGUGUGCUGGUGAGAACAGCAGCAGCAAAUGAAACUGCAGGAUUUGAAAUAAACUGUCCAGACUUUCAUUUUGACUUUCUAACAACAUCAACACAUAUAACAUGUGUGACAUCGUUGUUGUGUGUGUAACACAAUCUUGUUUAUAUGAUUCUAUCAUUUAUAGAUUAGAGACUUCAGAUUAGUGUGUUUAUCACAGUCAUGUACAUGAGUUAAUAUACACAUUUGUGUACUUUAAAAUGAACAGAACAAUUUGACUGAAAGGGUGAGAAUAAACAGUACAUAAAAUAUGUUACAUACAAUAAAUAUUGUAUGUGUAAAUAUCCAUAAUUUACUUUUAUACUUAUUCAUAAUAGUGUUUUAUAUGUUUUUUGAAGAAUGGUUGAUUGGCAACACUAAAUGUUCCCUAGUGUGUGAAUGUGAGUGUGAAUGUUGUCUGUCUAUCUGUGUUGGCCCUGCGAUGAGGUGGCGACCUGUCCAGGGUGUACCCCGCCUUCCACCCGAUUGUAGCUGAGAUAGGCGCCAGCACCCCCCGCGACACCGAAAGGGAAUAAGCGGUAGAAAAUGGAUGGGAUGGAUGGACGUGUUACAUAUUUUAUUUUCUAAUUGUAGAUAAUUCCAUAGUUGAAUUCCUUUUAUAUGAUGUACAUAUUUGUUUUACAUGUGUUCAUACCUUUGCUUUUGAGUACACAUAAAUCCCUCUUAGUUCAUAUUUACUGGUUCACAUCUGAAACAUCUUCUGGACCACUUCUGGAAGCAUAUUAUUAUUUACUUUAUACGUCAUUUGAACAGUUGUCUUUUAUACAAGAUCAUUUACUUUUAAAAUGUGUGACUUUAUGAAUUAUUUGUUGGGUCUCUAUAAUCCAUUCUAUUAGUUGUCCUUUUUACUUUCUUGUGUAAUAUGAAUAUUGUUGUGUGAUUGUUUUAUAUGUAUGUCCCCAGACCUUUAUGCAAUAAACAAUGUAUGACUCAACUAAA
This is a messenger RNA of Nerophis ophidion (straightnose pipefish), 3319 nucleotides long. RefSeq names its product zinc finger protein 391-like. The transcript has 3 exons. Gene Ontology annotation, cellular component: nucleus. Lineage: Eukaryota; Metazoa; Chordata; Actinopteri; Syngnathiformes; Syngnathidae. Bases 323 to 1831 code for a protein of 502 amino acids. The record is from RefSeq and is a predicted model, not a curated record.